UGAUUCAAGAGUCUUUUUCGCUGUACAACUUAACUGGCUUCAAAUCAAGAUUUCAAAGUCAUGCACGAGUCUUUUUCGCUUUACAACUUAACUGAAAUGGUUGGCAGAUUCAUUUCUAUGUUUUUGAAAGACCAGGACUUUGGACACGUCGACCGAGUGUUCAUAAUACGCUGUUGGAAGGACCUUGCUACUAAAUGGAUUGUUGUUGAUUACCAAAGUAAUGUUCACCAUGUUACUUACAACAUGGAUAUUCACACUCCAAUGAUUACCCAAGGCUGGAACCAACUAAGAUCUUUCUAUGGAGAUCAUCAACUCUCUGCAGAGGAUCACCCUGAAUUGUUUUUUGAAAUUGAAAGUGAAAGAACAAGCAGAGAUAUCAAAGUUCUUUAUCCAUUUUUUUGGUAUUAAAGUUGAAAAUUUUGUAUGUAAUUUUGUUUGAACUUCUUAUAUAUAUCAAUA
Messenger RNA from Vigna unguiculata (cowpea), 459 nucleotides. RefSeq lists its product as uncharacterized. Lineage: Eukaryota; Viridiplantae; Streptophyta; Magnoliopsida; Fabales; Fabaceae. The record is from RefSeq and is a predicted model, not a curated record.